Messenger RNA from Beta vulgaris subsp. vulgaris (sugar beet), 1806 nucleotides. RefSeq lists its product as uncharacterized. The record is from RefSeq and is a predicted model, not a curated record. The coding region runs from base 1 to 1806 and encodes 601 amino acids. The transcript has 4 exons. NCBI's taxonomy places the organism in Eukaryota, Viridiplantae, Streptophyta, Magnoliopsida, Caryophyllales, Amaranthaceae.
AUGGAAAUGGGCUUAAGAUUCCCGCUGACCCAAUUUGAGAAAGACAUUUUGAACUCUUACAACCUAUGCUUGGGUCAGCUCUCCCCAAACUCUUGGGGCGGCAUUUUGGCGGUUCAGGUAAUAUGUGAUAUCAUCGGCGUUAAGCCGACCCUCACACUCUGGCGCCAUUUGUAUAAGCUGUUUGAGAUGCCGGCCGGGGAUCACGGACCUGGUUGGUGGUGCUUCCAGGCUCGACGAGGCUACCGAACCGUUCUUGACCUACCCACUUCUCAAAAGGGGUUUCGCCGAGGAUUCGCCUUUGUCUACUAUGGGGGAGAAUGGGGCAUCCCGACCGUGCCUCCAUCUGCUGACCCAAAUCACUGCCUUAAUUUCAAAGUGCCUGAGCUAUCGGAGGAUGAAGCCGUGGCCGCUAUAUAUAUGCAGCUAGAGGCCAAAAUAGUGGAUGGCGGCGAAGUUUUUGUAGCGGGGAACUGGGUCCCGAGCUGUAAACUCUUUAAAGAUGAGCACUUCCUGGCGGCGUUUGGUCUAAGCCCGGCUUUUCCCAAGGAGGCUUCUCUAGCUUAUAUAAAAGAAACAGACCAGGACAUGACCGAACGACUGACCUCUGCUGCUCUGAAGGCUGCUAGGAUUAGGGCCGAGAUGAAGGCCAACAAGAUUAACAAGCCUUCCAAGCCAAAGGAUCCUUCCAACCCUAAGCCGAGGAAGCGCAAGGAACAAACCGAGGAGAGAGUGGAGAUGACGGAGAAGGCCUUGGCAAAGGCUCGAGCCGAGAAGGAGGCCUCGGCAAAGAAGGCAAGGCAAGAGCCUUCCGUGGAGGUGACUAGCCCUCGCCAGGCUUCGGGGGAUGACAAUACCCACAUCUCCCUCCACCCGGAGGACUUCGAGCCUGUGCGCAGUCCGAGCCACGCCCAGGGGACUUCGCAUACCGAGCAGACCUUGUCCGAGGCGCCGGUCCCCUUUACUGAAAUGUCCAAGACGGACAAAAGACAACGGAUUGCCAGUGCCUUGGAGAUACUGGUUACCCAAACCGACCGAGAUCAUAUCAACGCGGUAAAUGGGAGGAACGAGUCGAGCGAACUCUUUCGCUCCUGGAUGGACUUUUCCAUCCGGAUGACUAAAGUAGCUGAGGACCGGCUCGCCUUGGUGCAAGAGGUCCAGAGCUUGAAGGAGGCGGCUCGGUCGCACUUUGAUGAGCUCUAUCAGGCCAAGGAGGCCAAGCGUCUGGCCGAGCUUCGUUUGGAGGAGGCCAACAACAAAAUUGACAAGGGCGAGGCGACCUGGAAGCAGGAGAGGGAAGACUGGAAAGUGGAAAGGGCCAACCUUUCUCUUGCCAAAGAAAAUGCCGAGUCUGCCAAGGUUACGGCCGAAACCAAGCAAGCUCAGGCCGAGAAGAAAUUGGAGGAGGUCAAGCUCAAACUCUCUGCGGCCGAGGCCCAACUAAAGGAAGCUCAGGCGGCCGCUUCUCGUUCCCAGGAGGAGUGGUUCAAGACCUGGCAGAAGUCGGAUGACUGUACCGAGUUCUGCGCUGAGGUGGGCCAAUCCUCCCAUAAGAUGGGCGAGGACGAGGCGCUCUCCAAGCUCAGGGAAGCCUUGGCCGACUCCUGUCCUGAAGCUGACUGGAAUUCAGUCUGGUCUCGCUAUCAGGAGUUGUCUGAGGCCGAGGCAGCCGAGAUUAAAGCCAAAAUGGCUGAGGAGAUGAGCUCGGACAGUGAUACUGAUGAUGAUGAAGAAGAUGCUGCUAGCACCGAGCCACCUCCAACCGAGCAACCUGCUGCUGAGCAACCUGCCACCGGUCCUUCUUCUUAG